This is a messenger RNA of Vitrella brassicaformis, 3764 nucleotides long. The record is from the annotation of a GenBank genome assembly. NCBI's taxonomy places the organism in Eukaryota, Vitrellaceae.
CGAGGCAGAAGCUCCGAAGGCAUCGCCAUGGCUUGUAAGUCCCCACUGACAGACAGGGAGCCGACAUGCACGCUUCUUAUCGCCGUGCCUUUCUGCUCCUGUCCGUUCUUUCUGUGCCGCUUCUCACUUCUUUUCUGUGUGUGUUGGUUUUGUUGAUGUGUGACACCGUGUGUGUGUGGCAGCGAACAUCAAAGUGUAUCUGCGUGUGCGUCCGACGGCCAAGCCUGCACCCUCAUUCAACACAUACGAUGAUGAGGGCGUUGUCGAGGUGCGCUCAGACACGCACACACAGGAGGAUAGAUGGACGGUCUAUCUCCCCUGUCUGUCUGUGUGUGCAUGGCAUGUAUGGCUGUGUCAGUUUGACAUGCCCCGUGAGGUGCCUUACGUCAACAACACCCGCUCCAACUUCAGGUUCAAGUUCGACGGCGUCUUCGGCAUGAAGGCCACCCAGGAAGAGGUCUUCAAGACACUCGCCGUGCCUGUCAUCGAUGACGUACCUUAAACCGCACACAGACGCACGCACACACACACACACAAACACCAGACACGGCACGUGGCUGUGUGUGUGCAGGUGCUCCAGGGCAUCAAUGGCACCAUAUUCGCCUACGGCCAGACGGGGAGCGGCAAGACCUUCACCAUCACGGGCGGCUCCGAGCGGUACGUCGACCGUGGGCUCAUCCCGCGGGCGCUGUCGCACCUGUACGGCCUCAUGCAUCGGCAGAAGGGCGAGACCUCUUACAAGGUCUACAUCUCGUACCUGGAGAUAUACAACGACAGGGGCUAUGACCUACUGGCCACCAAUGUCAAGGAGGCCAGGAAACUCGAGGAUUUGCCAAAGGUCAGUUUGGCCGGUCAGUGUGGCCGAGCGAAAAGGUGCGAGCGAUUUAUCGGUUGUCUGUCUGUCUGUCUAUCUGUCUGUCUGUCUGUCUGUCUGUCCGUGCGCGGGUGCGACGUGCUAGGUGUCUCUGAUGGAAGACGAUGAAGGCAACAUUCACCUCAGAAACCUCAGCGUCAACAGCGCUCAGAACGAAGAGGAAGCUCUCAACCUGGUCGGCAAAACCCUUCAUCCAUCCAUCCAUCCAUUCCAUCUGCCCUUUGCCCCUCCAUGCAAUGCAAUGCAGCUCUUCCUAGGCGACACAAAUCGUGUGGUGGCCGAGACGCCCAUGAACGACGCCUCCACCCGGUCUCACUGCAUCUUCAUCAUAUGGGUGGAGAGCCACCAGGCCGGGUCAGACGCCGUCCGACGCGCCAAGUUCCACCUCGUCGACCUGGCGGGCUCCGAGCGCGUGGCCAAGACCGGCCUCAACCCCGACGAGACGCUCUUCAAAGAGGCAUGCAGCAUCAACCUCGCCCUGCACUACCUCGAGCAGGUCUGUUGGUAGUGGUAUUGGGAAGGGGGGAUUGACAUGUCUGUGGUGUGGGUGGGGGAUGGAUGGGCGCAGGUGAUAGUGGCUCUGCAUGAGCGUGCCCGGGGGAACAGGCUUCACGUGCCGUACCGGAACUCGAUGAUGACGUCUGUGCUGCGGGACUCGCUGGGGGGCAACUGCAAGACCAUUAUGGUGGGCAACGUGGCCGUUGAUGGGCCUUGUAUCGAGGAGACCAUUUCCACUUGCAGGUGGGCACACACCGCACACCACACCGAGGGAAAGAAACAUGACGCCAUGCCGGCCGGGUCGAUGUGUGUGUCCUGUUUGUGUGUGUGUGCCACUAAACCAACAGGUUUGCGCAGGCGGUAGCUCAGGUGGAGAACACGGCCACGAUCAACGAAGAGACCGACCCCAACCUGGUCAGACAGACCGGCAGCUUAGAGAGCAAAUGAUAUGUAUGCGUGUGCGGCCGGCCAUUCAUUCCAUCCAUCUCAUCUGCACUGCACUGUCCCUCCGGCAUGCAGAUGAUCAAGCGCCUAAAACAAGAGAUUGAAGAGCUGAAAGAGGAGAUCCGCAUACUCAAGGUGAAAGCGAUGACGAGUGAGACAGGCACAGCACAGCACAGUGAGUAGUAAGACGUAUACGCUUUGUUAUGGUGCAGGGUGAGGGCGGCGAGGGAUACGACCCGACUGCCCCCCUGACAGAGCAGGAGAUGGCCGACUGCCGCGCCGCAGUGCAGGCCUACAUAGAGGCCGACGACCCCUCCGCCAGCAUCUCCCUCUCACCUGAUCUCAGGAGAACCAAACACUACUUCAAACUCAUGAGGUGGGUGGCCACACACACAAACACACGAGACACCUCACAAGACACCUGCUUUGUGCCUCUACCUCUCUGUGUGUGUGGCACACAGAGAGGAGAUCUGGGCGGCGAGGCAGCAACAGCUGCAGAGCAAAGACAGCACCAAACACAGGGACAGGGAUGGCGCGAGAUGUGUGGUGGCGGCAUCAUCAGCCUCAGCCUCAGCACCAGCAUCUCACCAUGACAACGACACCGUCCGUCGGCUGCAGAUCGAGCUGCAGCAGCGCGACAACGAGCUCGCCAUCCUUAUGAACGUCAUGAACCAGAAAGGAGGCCUCGCGGGGGUGCAGGGCAUUCCCGAGAGGCUGCUAGGGCUCGGCACAAACCCACCCCCACCCCUACCCCCACCCACACAGCCGUCGGUAAGUCCCGGGAGACCAUGAGACGAGACAGACACGGACACAGCAGCCAACACGCGAGCACCAGAAGUGCCUCCCUGCGUCUCUCUCUCCCUCUGCAGACCUCUGCGGGGUCUCCCGCGUCGCCAUCAUCGGCCAGCUGCAGCCCGUCCACAGUCGAGGAGCUGGUCGACCGCAACAGGGCUUUCGAGGUCUUCAGAAAGAGCGUCAGACGUACUGAGGUAGGUAGGUAGGCACCCACAUACCUACCUAACACACGGGCGGGAGUGCUUCUGUGUUUUGUGUGGUGGGCUUGCAGUCGUUUGAGGAGAACAAGGAUCUGCUGCGACAGCUGUACGGCGAGGCCAAGGGGCUGGGGGAGCGGGCCAACGAGGCACGGCAGAAGAUCACCGACCUCAAGACCAGGAUAGAGAAGGGGCGGGUGCGCAGAGCUAUGGAGGCGGCUGAGACACAAAGCUGCUCAGCGGCUUUGGAGGAGCCCACUGCCGGUCGGCCAGCCAGCCAUCUGUACAUAUAGAUGCGCGCAGGACUGUGUGUGUGUGUGGAUCCUUUGCUAGAUGCCGAGGAGGAGGCAUUGCUGACCGAGAUGGAGCAGCACAAGACCACCUACAAAGACUGCACCGCACAGCUCAGAGAAGUCAAAGGCGAGACAGACACCGACCGACCGACCGACCAGCCCUCACCCCUCCUACACACACACACAUCCAUCCCCUGUCUCCCUAUCUCUUAUCUCUCUCACUCAGGUCACAUAGAGCGCAUUCAGCAGCUGAUGGUGCAGAACAAGGCCAGGCUCCAGCGCGACUUUGAGAGAUGGCUGGAGACAUGCAGACGAAAGGGGCCGCCAGCAGCAGCUGCGGCGGCAGCACCCCCCGCCCCACCCCCACCAUUGCACAGCUCUGGGAGCGAUCUGCCGUCCCCCAGUGAGUGCCACCCCAAUGGGGUGCCCAAAUACACGGGCCACCAGGACACUGAUAUGGUGAGUAGAGAGAGCUACUGGGGUGGGUGGGUGCGGUGCACCGUCAGGGAGGGAGGGAGGGAUGCAUGUGUGUGUUCUGUUGGUUGGUUGGUUGCAGGACAUAGCCAAGUUCUAUCAGGCCAGGCUGGCCAAGAGACAAGGGCCGUGAGAGAGAUGUGUGUGUGUGUGUAUGCGUGUGUGUGUGAGGUGUGCGUGUUGAUGCGA